Molecule: messenger RNA, 1175 nt
Organism: Phoenix dactylifera (date palm)
Lineage: Eukaryota; Viridiplantae; Streptophyta; Magnoliopsida; Arecales; Arecaceae
Product: mannose/glucose-specific lectin-like
Molecular function (GO): carbohydrate binding
Source: RefSeq, a predicted model, not a curated record
CCACGCUGGCAUGCACGUCCAUGGCUCUAUAAAUACCCACCAUCCUUCAUUCGCUCGUCCAUCAAAACCAAGGGGAGGAAACCAUUUCGUAGUUAGCACAACUUCUCAAUGGCCAGCAGAGAGGAUGGUAGCAUUGUGUUAGGGCCGUGGGGUGGAUCUGGUGGGACUGCAUGGUCGUUUGAGAAAGCUCAGGCGAUCACCAAAAUCAGAAUAAGCGUGGGGGAUGUCAUUGAUUCGAUUACCUUCCAGUAUAUGGAUGGCGCGAUAGCUCGCUGGUCCCCUAGGUACGGGGGUUCUGGGGGCAAGUCUACAGAGAUAGAGCUUGGAUCGACCGAGUUCAUUAUCUCCAUGAAGGGCUAUUACGGCGCUUACGCAGGAAUGACAAUCGUAUACUCACUCACGUUUGUUACCACUGUUCGUGAGUAUGGUCCUUAUGGCCGAGAACAAGGAACUCAGUUUUCUGUUCCAAAGGGUACAGGUUGGAUUAGCGGCUUCCAAGGGCGCUCGGGUAACCUGCUUGAUGCAAUUGGGGUAUACAUGAAAACAUCUUUGGAGUCUGCCGUCGUGGUUGGGCCAUGGGGUGGAUCUGGUGGGACCCCGUGGUUAUUUGAGAAUGCUCUGGCGAUCACCAAAAUCAAAAUUAGCGCGGGGGACGUCAUUGAUUCAAUUAGCUUCCAGUAUAUGGAUGGCGCGACAGCCCGCUGGUCCCCUACGUACGGGGGGACCGGGGGCAAGCCUACAGAGAUUGAUCUUGGAACCAACAAUCACCUUAAGGCUAUAUCCGGUCAUUAUGGCAACUAUUAUGGCAUCGUCGUCAUAAGGUCCCUUACAUUUGUGAGCACUACGGGCACCUAUGGGCCAUUCGGACAGGAGGAAGGAACUGCUUUCUCUCUUCCUGUGAAAGCCGGAAAUGUUGUUGCCUUCUUCGGACGUGCAGGUCAAUGGCUUGAUGCGCUUGGGUUCCACUUGAAGCCCACUUCGGCCUAGCUAUUCCAAAUUAGCUUUGGAUGUCUACUUAUCUACCGCAUUGUAAUAAAUAUUGGAGAUGCUAUCUCCAAGCUGUGGCUGUAGUUGUAUCUCUUUCAUCUGUUCUACCAGAUAUGUAUGUCUGCUUUUGAUCUAUCUGAUCGUAAUAAAUUGAGAUGUUUUGAACUCUCUGUUAUUAUCUUAUUAAA